AGCCUCACUGUCACAAAAAAUGUAGCCCCAUAACUUUAAUCGUACACUCAUAGAAAUAUUUUUUAUCAGCUGUGAUUGUUGUGGAAUCGAACAAUCCAUCCACGCGCUGGUGGCCCAAACUGUCCGCCCGUUUUCUGUCCGACAGCAAAGAGGCCUCGCCCCUCCCGCAGAAUCACGGUACAAGUCGCGCGCGCGCUCCUGUGUGUGUGUAUGUCCUGUGAGUUUGUGGUGUGGUGUGCUGUGUGCGCCCGCUGUCGUCGUCGUCCAACUCUCGUCGCGUUGUGUGCAUAGUGCGUCGUGUGUGUGUGUGCUCCGUGCGCGCGUGUGAUGUGAAAAUUGGGCCUCCGUCGCUCGAAAACCCGCGCGUCUCACAGUCCCGGAGGAUCCCCCCCCACCCUCCACACGAGAAAGUAACCCAGAAAUCACAAAUGCAGCUAGAAAACACCUGUUAGUGUGUGUGUGUGUGUGUACGUGCUAUGUAACUGUCUGUAAGAACCGCCGGGACAGUUUGUUCGGAAGUGAAAGAGAGAGAGAGAGAGAGAGAGAGAGAGAGAGCGAGAGCGAGAGAGCGUCACGAUCUCCAACGAACGUAGCCGCACACUCGAAGCGUAUUUGAAAACGAAAAAUAAAAACAUUGAAUCCAGCCACAACUGAACCUGAACUGUUGCACCAGUGUCCGCGAUGAAAUACCCCGGCGGCAACCCAUCCACCAUGUUUUGCGAACAGGUCGGCACGGUGACGUCCCUGUUCGAGCAGUGGAACGAUUGCGAGCGGACGGUCGUGCUGUACGCGCUGCUGAAGCGCGUCCCCUUUGUCAACCUCAAGUUCCUGCAGGUGUCGAUCGAUUACAAUCUCGCCCAGAACUACAGCACCCAGGCCAAGCUACAGCAGCUCGAAACGAAGGCAAACAGUACGGCCCUGCUGGGGAAGCUGGUGCAGCGGUACUACCAGCUGAGCGGGCACAGCAGUGCGGCGGCCUCGCUACUGAUCGGCGCUGGUGGCGCUGCCCAGCUUAACAACAACAACAACAACAACAACAGUAACAGUGUGAACAAUAAUCUCAAAGCGGCCGGCAUCGAGUCAACGCCGGCCUCGCUGUACGAGCUGCUGAAGAAAGCUUCUCCGCAGACGGCGGAGGUGGCAGCGCUCUUGAAAGAAUCUCCUUCCAUCAUUAGUGCGACGACAGCGACGGUACCGCCACCCUCCACGACACCGACGACGGCGACUGUAACGCCGGGACACAACCAACCGAAGGGUGACGGGCACCACCACGAACGGCAGCCGGAAACGAAGGAAGAUAUUCUGAAGGACAUACUGAUGUACUUGCCACUGCUGGCGCCGGGCAACGAUGAGGCAAAGAGUCUGUACAUGUCGCUCAUUCCGGCGGCCGUGGAUGACGCCUGCCGGCAGCUGGUGCCCACGGAAAUCGUACAGCAGACGCUGUCCUACCUGCUCAUCCAUCCCGCAAUCACCAACGACGAUCGACGCGUGCUGAGCCACUGGUUGCGAUACUUGGAGGACUUCAUCUCGACGUCCUACCUGCCAGCACCCGCCACGGCUGCACCGGUUGCGAAGGGUCGCAACUAUUUCAACGUGCAGCAGUCGGUCGGUGCCAACGGUACUAGCAGCAGCAGCAGCCUCAACAGCAAUGGCACUGCAGUGCCUGUCAACACGCCGCACGUACCGUAUCUAUCCACCUCUACUAGCUCCGCCAACGGAGGAGUGGGUGCUGCAAACUCAUGGACAAACGGAGCGUCCGCUCCGGGCUCACAGAUCGUACCGGGUGCGGUACUUUCUUCGGCUGUGCACCACCCGCAGCAGCAGCAUCAUCAUCAGCAGCACCAUCCGACGGCCGGGUCGGUGCUGUCAAAAUCGCAACAAAGCCUAAACAACCACACGACAACGACCGGCAGCACGACCGUACUGUCCGGCGGCAACAGCAAUAGUAGCAAUAGUCAUAUCAACAACAGCGGCAGCUCGACCACCAGCUCCUCCUCCAGCUCGACCACCAGCUCCAGCUCCUGUCUGGACAGUGCGGCGUCGCAGCUGCUGAAAGCGACCCCUUCCCCGCGGCUGCUAGUGGCACCCUCAUCCCAGCAGCAGCCAGCAGAGUACCAUCAUCACCAUCACCACCACCACCAAACCGCCGACGAGGGCAAACCGGCGGUGGCGGUGAACGAGUUUAGCAAGACGAUCGGGCAAAGCCUGCUGGGUUCUAGUCAAACGCUGCUAGCAGGCGCCGCCGCCGGGAACGGUGGCGGCCUCAGUGUCAAUCUGCUGCCCGCCCUCCAGCAGCAGCAGCAGCAGCAAUCGCAACGGCCUACGGUGGUGCCGGGUGGCGUUGGUGGACCGACGCCCGACGGUCCUGCGUCCUGCGAGACGGCACAGCACCAUCACGAUCUCAUGGCCGCGACGGAGUCCCUCCUGUACGACUCGACCGACGACGAUCACAUUUCGUUCAGCAAGAACGGGACGGAGAUAUUUGACUACGAUUGUGAUUUCGAUAACGAGGACGAGUUCAACUAUCUGGCGCGCAAUGCGGCCGCCAUACGGGCGGCGGAGGCGGCAGCGGCCGGCAACGGUAUCCUCCCGGCGAGCGCAUCGUCCGCUCCGGCUGGUUCCGGAGUGCCGGGUGGUGGUGCGGCUGGUCCAGGGCACGGUGGGGCCAAAAAGCUCGUUUCGUUCAACAGCAACGUGAACGAUUUCUUGCGCGUGCCGCCACUGCUCGCCAGCUUCGGGCAGCACAGCAAUCUACUGACGUCGCACGGUGGCGGCGGCGGCGGCGGCGGCCUGCUCGAUCUCGAGCUGGACGCGUCGCUGAUGAAGACGCGCCGCUCGAACAGUCUCACCACACCGUCGACCCUGUCGGCGCUCGGCGUCGGCGGCGGCGAGCUGAGCGCGCAGCAGAAGCAAAACAACGAAUGCCUGUCGGCGGAGAACCUGUCCAACCUGCAGCUGCUGCAGAACAAACCGCGCAGCUUCUCGCUCACGAUGGAGAGCCCCCGGUCGUCGCUCGCCUCGAGCGGCUCGGACACGCAGCUGGACGACUACAAGCAGGGCGCCGGGCUGAUGAAGCUGUACGGCGGCCAGCCGAACGUCGGCAUGUCCAGCAUUGCGCACUGGCUGAAGAGCCUGCGGCUGCACAAGUACGUGUGGCUGUUCUCGAACCUGACGUACGACAAGAUGCUCGGCAUCACGGAGGAGUACCUGCAGAGCCUGGGCGUGACCAAGGGUGCCCGGCACAAGCUCGCCAUCUGCAUCCAGAAGCUGAAGGAGCGGUACGGUACGCUGCUGCAGCUGGAGAAGGAUCUGAUCGGCGGGCAGAAGGCGCAGCUCGGGACGGUGCUGGAGGAGCUGACCAACAUUGUGCUGACGCCGAUGAAACCGAUCGGCAUGGAUCAGCCGGAGGACAUUGCGGCCCAGUUUGCCAAAGUGCUGGAUUUAGUUGGUUCGAUCGUCGUAAUGCGGCCGGUCUGUAGUCAGCAGGACGAAGAGUACCUGAACAUUUUCCUGUGGAUCGUCGAGCGCGCCCUGCACAACGACGCCUUCAUUGCGCACUCCGCACAGUUGAAGGACCACAAGUACAAAGUGUCAAAGAUAAAGAUGCAAAUUGCGCCCAAGAGUGGUGGCCACUUUGCGAAGAGUGUGAACGUUGCCGGUCCGGGCAUGAACAAGCCAAGAUGGACAACAAACAACAAGCAUAAGCCAGUGAAUGUCAACGAAUCGCAAGCGAAAUCACAUCGCAAAAGCUCCGUACCGUACUUUGUGCCGCCCGGUCAUUUGAGCGCCGGUUCGCACCUACAGAGCGCCGCCCCAUCGUCGCAGGUCAUGGCGGGCCAUCCAUACUUCCACCACGGUGGCACCGGAGGCGCCAGCUCGAACGCGGGCGGCAGUACGGCCAACUACAACAAGAGCUCCUCCUACCCGAGCUUCGCCUCCACGCUGCACGGUGGUGGCAGUGGCGGAACCGGCGGUACCGGCAGCUCCAUGAAACCCAUCCUAAGCAACAACCCGUCCAUGCAACAAACCUCCCAACAUCUCCAGCAGCAGCAGCAGCCGCACCCUCACAAACAAUCCACCCAACCUCCCACGCUGCAGCCGCCGGCCAUGCAGCAUCCGAACUUUAUGUUCCAUCGGCACUCGUUGAGCAACAUAACGCAUCAUCACCACAAUGCGAACCCGCCGCUCGUACCGCCGCCGGCCAUCUUCCUGAACAGCCUUGGCGGUUCACUGGCGGCGGGCGAAAACCGCACCACUGGCGGCAAGGUCGUGGACGGUGGUGGGCCGGUUAAAGGAGGCGCCGGAAUGAAGCAACUCGCAGCAGCAGCAGCAGGUGAGCAGGUAGGCGACAGCGGCAGUAACAGCAGCAGUAGCAACCACAACAACAGUAUCAUUGAUAUCAACUCGCGGCUCGAGUUUCUCUGUCGGCAGAUGACGGAGCAGGCGAUUAAUUAAUAAGUAGAAAGCGCAGGGCCGAAACCCGAAUUGGUGAUAUAUACAUAUAUGAGGAACAGGUAGGGCUGUUAAACGCUGAUGGAGUAAAAAUGGGGUUUUAGUUAUAUUUGUGUAGCAAUGUAUAGAAUGGUCAAUAGUGAAGGUAACAAACAAAUCGAACGACUCCCUCGCGAGAGGGAGAGAAACAACGUGGAAAAAUGGGGUAGCCAAAACUACUGAUUCGCACCUUCUAUAAAGGCGCUCGAUAUGGAUGUGUGUGUGUUUAUGUUUUAAUGUGUAUCGUACUUCUUCUCCAAGAGGAGACAGUAAGCAAUUGUUGUGUUUUUCGUGUCGCUGUUUAAAACUAUUUCGUACGUACGUAGCCGACAAUGCUGUACGGCGCGAAGAAAAUACGUCGAGCAAUUUUGUCGCAAAACCACAAUGGUUAGGGCUCUACUACUACUAGUACUACUACUACUACUACCUAUUACUAUAUAUACUUACAUAUAUACCCCCUAGAGGGCGCUCACAGGACAAGGGGCAGGAUGGGCAGGGUGGGCGUGUGUAACAGCGCUGCGGACAAUUCUGCAGGCUGAUCUUGAUUAAGUUUGGUUUGAGUGGCAUGUAGACGGACACGCGCUGUCCACCAGGUUAUCUCCACGCUGUGGGUGCGUAGGAUAGCGUGUACCAGUUUUGAUGUUGAACGUUUUUUGUGUUAAGCUUUUGUGUUAGCACAGUCACCGGCCAACCGCCACACACAACGGGUGUGUCCCAGUGCGUAGAAACUGUUAAAAAAAAAAAGGUUAUCUUUAAGUCAGUUAAGAAGCUAGGAGCAAGCGCACGCCCCACCUGCCGCCUAACGAGAGAGGGGACGUCUCCGAGUGAGGUACGAUGUGAAGGAUCGACAAACCUACCGACCGAAGUCACGACGCGGGUAUUCUGCAAAAAGUAUUUAUCUUGUUACGUUUUAUUUUACCCUCCUACCAAAAUCCCUCUUUGCUACAAUUAUUGUGUUUAUCUUUUGUAAGCUUACAUGUUGACGACAUGCGUGCUGUAAUACAGUGUUAAUACAUGCGGGCACAGUAAAAAUGAAAAGAAAAAAAAA
Messenger RNA from Anopheles coluzzii, 5539 nucleotides. RefSeq names its product protein Smaug (gene smg). The record is from RefSeq and is a predicted model, not a curated record. The coding region runs from base 682 to 4455 and encodes 1257 amino acids. Gene Ontology annotation, cellular component: P-body. Gene Ontology annotation, biological process: nuclear-transcribed mRNA poly(A) tail shortening; negative regulation of translation; regulation of mRNA stability. The transcript is spliced from 5 exons. Gene Ontology annotation, molecular function: mRNA binding; translation repressor activity; protein binding. NCBI's taxonomy places the organism in Eukaryota, Metazoa, Arthropoda, Insecta, Diptera, Culicidae.